GCUAGGGACAGUUUUAUAACCACUUCCGCCUGUUUUCCUCGUAAGUCUUUUUUAUGUGUUUAUCGCACAGAAGAUUUCCAAGGCGUGUUUUUUUUUCCUCAUAAACUAGCCAUCGGUUUGCAUGAUAGCCUGCGGAAUCAAUGGAGCCAAACAAUGGCAAUGGUCCAAACUGGGCAAUGCAGCGACGAGUGGAAGGUCUGGUGAAUAAACACAUGGCAGACAUGGCAUUGGAGACACUUCAACAGAGGCUCUCGGCUGUAUCUGAAGAAAUGAACCAUUUGUCAGACGAUAUAUCUAGACGAGAAGAUAUUCCCAAACGCGGAGAAGAUAUACCGCGACGAACCAACGUAAACUUUAGUGCAGAGCCUCUCUCAGACUCGUACAGCGCAGGAAUAGUAGGGGAAAAGUUAAUGCCAGACACAUCAUCAGAAUCUGCAGCCCAAAGAAAAAUCAUAUCCCUCCUGCUGGAGAUUAAGGAAGAACAGCAGCGACAGUGGGCUGUGCUCAAAGACCUGCAGGCCAGGGUUCAAGGACAGAUGUGUGAGGAGGAGGUUGAGUCUCUCGACAUGGAUCUACCACUACGGACAAUGGAGCAACUGGAUGAAACAGAGAGGCAUUUGGAGGAUGCUGCAGCACAGAAGAGAAUGGUGUCCCACCUCUCCAGAAUGGGCGGUGCAACAGUGGAUGAUGCUGUCAGACGCCUGAUGCAGGCAGUUUUGUCUUUUAGCGUAGGUUCCGAGCUAAACUGGGUUGGUCGAGGACAAAAGAGGAGUUUCAGAAACACCAGACUGCAGGGGGUUUUGUUUCGUGCUUUAAAGAGGACCCCUGUAGGAAAGGAGGCUACGCACCAUCAGUUUGCAGAUGUCGUAAAAAAAUGGCUACGGUUCGCGCCAUUCAGACAAGGAGGCAGCGGUCGAAGACAGCAUUACAAACCAUCUGUGGAAUACAUGUGCCCAAAGUUUCAUACUGAUACAGAGGGAUGAUCACAGCUUCCAAGUUCUCAGACUCUUGGUCAUAUUUACAAGCAUAAUAGGCCUGUUUGUGCAUUCAAGAGGAUCAAACUAUUACAAUGUGAAACAUUUGCUGAUCUCUUUCUACCUAUGAGUAUAAUGUAUAUAAGAAACCAUAAACGUGCAGAUAUGUAAUUCAGUAUGAAUUAGAAUUGGUUAUCACUUUUCCAAUUAAACAGUAUAAUGGGGCACUGUCAUUUAAUGUCUGUAUGGAAAUCAGUAUUAUAGUAAAUAUUCUAAAUUUUUCUUAAUGUGUAGUGUCAUAACAUUUUCUUUAAUUUCUUGAAAUUAAAUUCUGCUGCUGUUGCACUG
Messenger RNA from Electrophorus electricus (electric eel), 1322 nucleotides. RefSeq lists its product as uncharacterized. The record is from RefSeq and is a predicted model, not a curated record. NCBI's taxonomy places the organism in Eukaryota, Metazoa, Chordata, Actinopteri, Gymnotiformes, Gymnotidae.